This is a messenger RNA of Exophiala viscosa, 2091 nucleotides long. RefSeq names its product DNA-directed RNA polymerase III subunit C3. The record is from RefSeq and is a predicted model, not a curated record. The transcript has 4 exons. Gene Ontology annotation, molecular function: single-stranded DNA binding. NCBI's taxonomy places the organism in Eukaryota, Fungi, Ascomycota, Eurotiomycetes, Chaetothyriales, Herpotrichiellaceae. Gene Ontology annotation, cellular component: RNA polymerase III complex. Bases 190 to 1872 code for a protein of 560 amino acids.
CCUACUCACUCUUUCUUUCUUGCGAUCUUCAAAGCCUGCAUUCCAGUUUUAAUGAUCUGCCAGGGAAACAAAUAUCAUUACCGCGACCUCAGCACACUCAAGCGAUGAGACUGGUUCGAUCUCCAGCGGUCCGGUCGCAACACACAUCUACAUUGCACCUCUUCUCCAUCACGUGACAACUGGAGAAGCAUGGAGGAAUUCUCACGACUCUGCUGUCUGAUCGUAGAAGACGUCUAUGGCGGGUUCCUUGCUCAAAUCUUCAAAAUCUUGAUCCAACUGGGGCGACUUUCUGCUUCUCAAGUGGCGCAGAAAUGUCGUCUACCCCAGCGGCAGGUCAGGACUGGUCUGGCUACUCUGAUCCAGUUACGUCUGGUCUAUCACCAUACGACUUCCGACGGUUCACUGUCAACGUAUCAGGCCAAUUCUCAUAAUGCCUACAAUCUUGUGCGGCUUGGAAAACUGCUUGCACUUGUUGAACGUAGCUACGGUCACGCGGCAGCGACCCUUAUGGAGCAUCUGGCCACGCUGGGUUAUGGUACUGCGGACGAUCUCGAGGCACACAUUCGCGCGGACCAGGAAAGUCCUGCCCCCCGCAUCAAUGGACAUUCUGCGACCGAAAAGCAGGUAAACGGUGAUUUGAAUCGCCGUGACCGUUUCAUCAAGGUGCUGAAGGUGUUGAUCGACAAUCAAUACAUCGCUGCUGUGCGUGAUGCCCACUUUCAAUCACUUUUUGAUGCUCGCCAAGAUAUCGAGAGACAGUAUCGAGGCCUUGGAAUGGCUUCCACCAAAACCAAAAAGUCACAGCUUGAGUUCGAUAUGAAAGUGGACGUUGAGCUGGAGAAGCGCCUAGACCCAACCGUAUCGGCAGCAUAUAUCAUGCACGAGCUCAUUUCCGACAACUCGGAUGGUCCUGACACCAACACUGGCCAAGGCAAGACGUUGCUAUGCGUUGACUAUCAAAACGUCGUCAAGUCAAUACGAACUGAGAGACUAGCGCCUGCGGCGGCAAGGCUACUCGGCAGAGAAUUUGCGACAAUUACACAAGCAGUCUGUUCACAAAUCGAGCUUGACUCCAACCCUUUCACGAUUCGGUCUCUAGAAGAUCCAAUGGCUUCGAAGCAGCGAAUAGACACAUCUCUGCUCGCUGCUGAUGUUGCUGUCUUGUCAAGAGCCGAGGAUGCAGAAGACGGCUCGCUGGUCGACGGAUACCCUACGAAUGGCUACCAUACUCCACAUACCAACGGUACAAGAAAUGAUCCGCUUCUUAAUCAGCGUCUGGCUGUACUCGCAGGAGGACCUUUUCGGUUCAUCUCGCAAGAUUUCGGUGGCUCGUUUCUCGUGGAUAGAAAGCAGUUGGGCAACUAUCUCCGUGACCAGGAACUAUUGCGGCUCAUGAGUGAGCGGGUAGAUGGCCCAGCGCUUAGGAUCAUGCGCAUGCUGAGCGAUAAGGGCAAACUCGAUGAGAAGGCUCUUCAAGAAGUGGGACUGUUGAGUGCCAAAGAUUUGCGACAAUGUCUUGCUCAAUUGCAGGUAAAAGGGUUUCUCGAACUACAGGAAGUUCCUCGAGAAGCACAGCGCCAGCCUAAUCGCACAAUCUUUCUCUGGUUCUACGAUGCCGAAAGAGUACGAAAAGUCUUUCUGGGUCAGCUUUUUAAGGCGAUGGCACGGCUUUUUCAGCGGCUGCAUCUGGAAAGAACCAGACUCUCAUCAACACUAAGCAAGAUCGAGCGGACAGAUGUGCAGGGGAGUGAAGAAGAAAUCCUGCCUGCCGGGGAGUUCCGGUUGUUGUCGGAGUGGAGGGAGAAGGAAAUCUGGUUCACAGCGGAGCUCGAGCGUCUCGAUGACUCUGUUGCCAUGCUGCGGGAUCUUUGAUUUUGAGACAAGGGUCUCGGCGAUUCAUGACUAUGAUUGGCAUAGAAGCAAGCGCGGCGUCAUUGGAUCUAUUGUCAAGGAGCGUUCAUUGCUAUUGUCAUGGCGCUUUUGGGUUCACAUGAGAUAUCUACCAUUAGACCUUCAGAGCAGUCUAUUCUCGCACUGAACAGGAUACCUACUAAAACUGCUAAAGCCAUAAUUAAUAAAGCUAUUCGCCAG